Didymodactylos carnosus is the source of this 3678-nucleotide messenger RNA. NCBI's taxonomy places the organism in Eukaryota, Metazoa, Rotifera, Eurotatoria, Philodinida, Philodinidae. The record is from the annotation of a GenBank genome assembly.
AUGGAUAUUUUUAAAAUUAGUUAUUUAUUUCAAUUGAUUGUAUCUGUUUUAAGUCGAACUAUUGUCUAUGUUGUCAAUAAUACACCUGAACCAUUAAAAUUUCAAAGUAUACAACAGACCGGUUCACGUGCUUUAUCGAAUAAACAAUGGAAUGUGCAUAAUUCCCUAAUUGGUACUGGUGAAAAAAAAGCGUUAAUUUCAUUUAAUCGUUAUCGAGGUAUUCACGCUGGUAAACACUAUUAUUUUCGUCAAUAUUUGACAUUAUCGGAUGGAAAACGAGCAACUAUUAUGUUAAAACAAAUGUUAUUAGGGAAACGAUUUGGAUCCCGUUUAUGGUAUGGUAUACAAGUAAACCAUUUGCAUUUAUUAACAAAUUCUAGUUAUUCAGACUAUAAAUCGGAUCUAAAGAUAAUCGAUCUAACAAACGGAUAUACAAUCUCCUACAAGAGAUAUAAAACUUAUGGAUGCGACGAUAUUGAAUAUGUUUUGUAUCGUCCUGUUGAACCACCAGAUGAUUCUUUUAAACGUGCAAAAUUAAUACCAAAUUAUUUACGUAAUUAUGAUAUAAUUGUAUUUCAAGAAGCAUUUGAUUAUUAUGCACGAAAACUAUUACACUUAGGUUUAAACAGUUCACAUCCAUAUCGAACAAAUAAUAGUGGCCCGUUUACAACAUCGAAAAUAAAUGGUGGCGUUUUCAUAGCAUCAAAAUAUCCAAUUAUCAAAAGUUUCUAUGCUACAUAUGAUCGAUUAUGUUAUAAUACCGAUUGUUUAGUUAAUAAAGGUGUUCAAUAUGCAAAAAUUUAUUUUAAAAAUGAAACAAUUCUUCAUUUAUUUGGUACACAUGCACAAGCAUGGAAAGGGCGAGUACAGACAACAGUACGAUUACAUCAAUUUAGACUCAUACGACUAUUUAUUAAUGAUCUUCAAAUACCUUCGAGUGAACCAGUAAUUAUCGCUGGUGAUUUUAAUGUUGAUCGAUUUUCAUAUUAUGACGAAUAUCUAGCAAUGUUAAAUAUACUAAAUGCAUAUGCACCCACUUCCAUUGGUAAUUAUCGGUACACAUCCGAUUCAUUUUCAAAUAAAUUCAUUGAUGGUGAUGAAAAUGAAGAGGCACUUGAUUAUGUACUCUAUUCUAAAACACAUAAAUUACCAAUUCAAGCCUAUCAAAAGGUGAUUUUACUAAAAACAAACGUUGAAUGGAAAUAUAAUUAUUAUGAUUUAUCCGAUCAUUAUCCCGUCCUAGUUAAUUCUCCACGCAUGUACUCACAUUUAACAUCAGAUAAAAUUCAUGCCCCUGAAACUUUAAAAUCACCAAAAGUUGUGGAUAUUACUUAUGAGUCUUCAUCACUGAAUCUACCGUUUAUUCAAGUCGCUGAUAUUGACGAUGUUGAUAGUGAAGUAGACUUAUCACAUCGUUCAUUAAAAUAUUUCAGUCAUUCAUCAUCGAAUGUGCAAAAAUCAAACAAAGUUGAACCAUUAAAUUCUCCAUCAGUACGGUGGUUUUAUCAUGGUGAAAAUAAAUGGAUCCCAUUCUGCGGCUAUGAUUCAUUGAAUAUUGAACAUAAAUUUCGCGAAAAGUUAUCAUCGAGUUCUGGAUGCUUACCUAGUAACGAAAUGACAAAACCUAAUGAUGAUGAUAAUAAUAAUGAAAAUAAAAUUAUUGUCAAAGGUGGAUUGUAUGAUGUGGAUAUUUCUGCUAUGACAUGUACAGCUGUUUACUGGAAAGAAGUAUUGCGUGCAACAUGGUUUCAAGAUGAUACAUAUUAUCCAUUAGAAGAAGUAUAUAGUCGCCAAGUCGAAACCGAACAUUUAAUAAAAUUUCGAGGAGAAACAAUUAAUAAGGAGGAUGAUCUUAGUAUUAGAAAAACAAAAGAAGUUAUUUAUCAACUUCGUAUCAACGAUUUUUUAUUCAAAUGGUUUUCAAAUAAUGAAGUUUAUAUGUCAACAGAACGUUGGACAUCAAGGUUCAUGCAAGGAUUUAGGAAGAAAUUAUUUCAAUCAAAUAUUCGAAUUCGUCGUGGAUAUAAAGAAGAUGCCGACAUGGAAGAUAAACAACCGGAUAUUAAUCAUAUCGUACUACGUGAAAUGUGUAAUCGAAUGAUACGAAAAUAUUUCAUGACUUAUUAUGAUUCAAAAGGAAAAGCAGAAUUCUUACCUGUUGAAUGGCGUUCAUCGUUGAAACUAGAUGGCUAUGUGAUCGAUUCAAUAACACCAAAUCGUUUGAAAAAUUUGAGAACGAUGGUAAAUUCAAGUGCUAUGGAUAUUCUUUAUUAUACCAGUCCACAAUUUAGAUCAGAAAUCACGCUUGGUGUACAAGCAGAAUUAAACCGUUUAUACACAUUAUUUUGUCAACGUAAUCCUAAGUUUAAAGAAAGUGGCAAAGUGUCUAUUGUUGCUCAUUCUCUUGGUAGUGUUAUUGCCUAUGAUUUAUUGAAAGGAUGGAAUGUUUUAGAAAUGCAAGAACAAUAUUUAGAACAUAACUGGCUUUUUGAUCAAGACAUCAGUGAUAAAGUGAAGACAGAUAUGUUACAUCAACAAAAACUUUUAGAAGAAUUUAUGAAUUGUAAACGAAGAAUGGAUGAAAUUGAUCAAGAGUUGGCUGCACUGAAUGAUAGUUCCUAUAACAAACGUUUGAAAUUUACGAUUGAGAAUUUAUUUUGUCUUGGUUCUCCAUUGGCUGUUUUUUUGGCUAUACGUGGUGUUAAAGCUGGAACAAAUGGUUUACAAGAUCAUAUUUUGUCGAGAACGGCCUAUCGCCUUGAACCAUUAAUUUUAAAACAUUAUUCAACCAUAUUGCCCCUUGAUAUUCAUCGAUAUGAUUCGUUACUAAGACCACCCUACAAUCAGAUGAAACCACAAGCAUAUGCUGCACUUCAAUUAGCAACUACGCCGACUUCAUCAAUCAUUUCACAAGAACAAAAGGACAAAACGAAAAGCUUUUUUUCGCGUUUUAAACGUGAAGAUGUGAUGAAUGCUGAGAUGGAUUCGAUGGAAGGAAGUAUAUCAUUGGGUGAAUCAUCCAAUAUUGAACAAACAGAAUUAGAUUUUCGUAUUGAUUAUCAGUUACGUGAAGGCAAUUUGGAAAAUUCGUAUUUAUCAGCGUUAACAUCGCACACAUCUUAUUGGACGUCACCAGAUAUUGCAGUAUUUAUUCUUACACAUUUAUAUCGCACCGAUGAACAGCUUGAAAUUUGCAAUUAUAGUGGCUACAAAAUUUAUCCUGGCCACGGUAAACGUGUUGUUAAAGCCGAUGGAAAAGUUCAUAUUUAUUUGAAUUCAAAAUGUCAACGUUCAGCUGAUAUGAAACGUAACCCACGACGUAUAACAUGGACGGUGUAUUAUCGUCGUAAACACAAAAAAGGUCAAGCUGAAACAGAAAUUAAGAAUCGAACACGACGUAAAAUCAAAUUUCAACGUGCUAUUACUGGCGUUACGUGGAAUGAAAUAUUAGCUAAACGUAAUCAACAACCAGAAUUUAGAAAAGCACAGCGACAAGAUGCCAUCAAUGCUGCCAAGCAAGCAAAAAAAGCAAAAGCACAACAGAAAAAAGUAACACAACCAUCAGUGAAGGCCGGUAAACCCGUGAAGAAAGUUGAAAAAAUUCAAAAGAAUAUUCCGAAAGGUGGGCCCAAAAAAGGCACGCAACCAGAUGCAAGUGAUGAGAUUGGUCUAGUGUAA